Molecule: messenger RNA, 2325 nt
Organism: Dinoponera quadriceps
Lineage: Eukaryota; Metazoa; Arthropoda; Insecta; Hymenoptera; Formicidae
Exons: 9
Biological process (GO): sensory perception of smell; detection of chemical stimulus involved in sensory perception of smell
Cellular component (GO): plasma membrane
Molecular function (GO): olfactory receptor activity; odorant binding
Source: RefSeq, a predicted model, not a curated record
AUGGUAGAACGGGAGAAAAUAAAGAUGCCCGCGAGCGUAUUCGCGCUUUCGAUGAAGAUCGGUCUUCGAUACGUCGGGAUGUGGCUGGACAUGCUCUACACGAUGCUCUACCGGUGUUUUUGGAUAAUGAGUACCACCAUAGUAUAGAUUUACCAAUACUGGUACCUCAUCAUUCACUUCAGAACCGACAAUCUGUCGGACCUGAUGGACGCUUUAAGUGUCGCAAUGGAGUACAGCGUGACGUUCGCGAAACUCAUUAUUUUAUGGUUGUUUACUCGUAUAUUUAACGAUCUCUUAGCUGUAAUGGCCAAGGAUUGGAAGGAUGCCGCCCUGAACGAAGUGCAAAUUAUGACCGGCAAGGCUAAUCUGUCGCGGUAUUUCUCCAAUGUGAUCAUUAGUUUCCCCGUGGCAGGACUGAUAUCUUACCUCAUAAAUGUUCUUGUGCAAAGCAGCCAGAACGACGUCGACGUGAACGGCAUUCCGAAUCGCGAAUACACGCUGAAACUGCAGUUGCCCUUCGAGCACAACCAAUCGCCGCGAUACGAGCUCGUUCAAUGCGUAGAAUUUCUGCACCAGCUAUCGGCUGGCCUUGUGAUUGGCACGUUGAACUCGCUGGUCAUCACUUUUGUUCUUCAUGUGUGCGGCCAGAUAGAAGUCCUGUGUGAUACAUUGAGGGACUUUUCCCACGGCAAACACAAUCAACGCUUGACGUUCUCCGUCGCAGGUGAACUGGUAGUUAAGCAUCAGAAGAUCAUUACCUUUUCCGACAAGGUCGAGGGAAUCUUCUGUUACAUCGCGCUAAUACAAUUUUUAUCGAGCACAUUGGUGAUCUGCUGUUUAGGGUACAUGCUGGUGACAGUAAGUGAUUGCAUGCGAAGAAACGCGAAGCAUGAUAUCUACAUUAUUGUGGUUCGAUUUUGUAGAUUUAGUGACGCGCAAGACGGCGAUUCGAUCGACAGUCCGGCGUUGAUAAAGGCUAGUGUGUUUUACAUGGCCGCCAUUAUGGAGGGAUUUCUCUUCUGCUUUUGUGGAGAAUACCUUAGCGCCAAGAGCAAAAUGAUUUUCGAUGCCGCAUACAAGUCACUCUGGUACGACUUGAAGCCCAACCAGAACAAAUUCAUUCUGCUCAUAAUGUUGAGGUUACAGAGGAGGCUUACCAUCACGGCCGGAAAAAUAAUGGAUCUGUCGUUGGAGGGAUUCACGAGUAAAAUAAAGACGUCUGUGAGCGACUUCUCCUUCACGAUGGAACUCGGUCUUCGACAUAUCGGGAUGUGGCCGGAUACGCCGGGCAUAUUGUUCUAUCGGUGUGUUUGGAUUCUGACCAUGACCGUAAUGCAGAUUUGCCAAUACUGGUACCUUAUUCUUCACUUGAAAACCGAAGAUCUGUUGAAUCUGACGGACGCUUUGAACGCUGCUCUAGAAUAUACUGUGAUGUUUACGAAACUCAUUAUUUUAUGGUUCAAUACUCGUAUAUUUAACAAUGUCCUAGCUGUAAUGGCUACUGAUUGGAGGGAUGCUGCUGUCAACGAAGUACACGUUAUGAGCGACAAGGCCAGUCUGUCACGUCACUUGUCUAAUUUGGUAACUGGAGUUCAUGCGUGUAGCGCAAUUUCGUACGGUGUAGGCCUUCUGGCGCAGAUCUGCCAGAACAAUGUCGAUGAAGACGGCACGCCGAUUCGUGAGUUCAUAGUGAAGGUGCAGCUGCCUUUCGAUUACACCCAGUCACCGCGGUUCGAGCUCAUUCAAUGCCUGAGGUUCAUGCAUAUGGUUCCGGCUGCUAUCGUGAACGGCAUGUUGAACGCUCUAGUCAUCACGUUAGUUCUUCACACUUGCGGCCAGAUAGAAAUCCUGUGCGAUGUAUUGAAAAAUUUCUCCCCUGGCAAGCAACACUUGGCGUCCUUCUUGGGCGAACUGGUUGUCAGGCAUCAGAAGAUUAUCGCCUUCGCUGACAAGGUCGAGAAAAUUUUCUGUUACAUCGCGCUCAUACAAUUCUUGUCGAGCACAUUGGUGAUCUGUUGCUUGGGAUACAUGUUGGUGACAACGAUUGGCAACGCGCAAGACGGCGAUUCGAUCGACAGUCCGGCGCUGAUGAAGGCUAUGAUGUUUUACACGGCCGCCAUUAUGGAGGCGUUUCUCUUCUGCUCCUGUGGAGAAUACCUCAGUGCCAAGAGCAAAAUGAUCGGCGACGCGGCGUACAAGUCACUCUGGUACGACUUGAAACUCGACCAGAACAAAUUCGUCCUGCUCAUAAUGUUGAGGUCAAAGAGGAGGCUUACCAUCACGCUCGGGAAGAUGAUGGAUCUGUCGCUGGAAGGAUUCACGAAC